Messenger RNA from Daldinia caldariorum, 798 nucleotides. Its product is annotated as HRDC-like protein. Gene Ontology annotation, cellular component: RNA polymerase III complex. The record is from RefSeq and is a predicted model, not a curated record. NCBI's taxonomy places the organism in Eukaryota, Fungi, Ascomycota, Sordariomycetes, Xylariales, Hypoxylaceae. The transcript has 2 exons. Gene Ontology annotation, biological process: transcription initiation at RNA polymerase III promoter. The coding region runs from base 310 to 762 and encodes 150 amino acids. Gene Ontology annotation, molecular function: nucleotide binding.
AGAAAAGAUAAAUAUCCACUCUAUAGUGGGGAAUAUGCCCAACUUACAACCUUGGAAGUUACUUGUAACCAUGUAACUACCUAGGUAGGUACCUAAGGUAGGUACUAAGAGGAGCUACCUGACCUUAGCUUUCCAGAAGAAAAUCUAGGACCCCACGUACAUUUAUUCAAUAUAAUUUGACUUACAUCUCACAACGCGAGAAGGAACACAAAAGGUCAACCCAAUAAUUCAUUCAAAUUAUUGAUUAUAUUAUCUGAGGCGAGAGUGUGAUCAGAUCCUGAAGUCUGGAGACUCACCGAGACUUCCACAAUGAAAAUCCUAGAAGCACAAUCCGCUGUGUUGACCAACGUCGAGGUUUACACAUUUCUGGCUAACCAAGCAAAGCAAUAUGACGACCAGAAGCGCAAGGGACCAGCGAACUUAGAAACGAUACGUAAAGAGGUAUUGCAAUAUUUCGAGAGCCCGCCAGGUCCUCUGAGUCAGAAGCCGCUGCCAUUUGAUUCGGCAGCUAUCCCCGAGUUGGUUAAGAGACUGCGCCUGUACCAGAUCACCAAAGGAGAAUGUAUCAUGCUCUUCAAUAUCCGUCCUACUAACGUUCCUGUCCUCAAUACCGUCAUAGAAGACAUGGAAGACCGCUUCACUGGCGACGAGCAGCAGGAGAUUCUCGACAUAGUCACCGAAGUCCUUGGGCAGUUUCCCCAGGAGCCCGAGGAAGGUGACCAAGGAGAUGGCGUUAUGGAAACCACUGAGAAUGGGCAAUGAGAACAGUUAACUUCAAAAAAGGACUCUUGACCCAGU